UCCUCGCCCUCCUCCUCCUCCUCCUCAGCCGCUCCUGCUGCAGCAGAGCCCGGUGUCUCCAUGAAGAAAGCCCCCCUGCACGGCACCUCCCCCGCCGCGAUGGGCCGCCAGCUAUUAACUGCGUUGAUGUGUUGAUAUCGAGAUAUUUCAGUUAUCAAAUAUGAAUCAUGCAUUUGAUAUUUCUGGCCACUUUGCUCGUCAGCGUCCUCUCGCCUUGGCUUCAUCCAUCACUAGCUUCAUCCGUUUCUCAAGGAGUAGAGGACAAGGUUGAGAGGGACGCAGUGCCAGUACUGCUGAAGCAACAGGCGACUGCAGCACCGGCUACAGACAACACAACACACCAUGCAGUAGAGCAUGUGAUCACCUACCCCUCGCGGUUAAUCUACUACCUGAACGAGGACUCGGAGAGCACCUACCAUGACCUGAACACCCAGGCCAAGAACCAACCCACAGAGGGCCAGGCAAUCCACCUCGCCCAAGCCAGUUUCCAGUUAGAGGCCUUUGGCUCCAGAUUUGUUCUGGAUCUAACGCUGAACAAUGACUUGCUGUCUUCAGAUUAUGUUGAGAUCCACUAUGAAGGAGGGAAACCUGUUCUGUCGAAGGGCGGUGAGCACUGUUACUACCACGGCCAGGUGAGAGGGAACGAUAACUCCCAUGUGGCCUUAUCUACCUGCAACGGGUUGCACGGGAUGUUUGACGAUGGAGUCCAUGUGUAUCUAAUUGAGCCCUUACAACAGACCCAUUCAAUUGAUACAGCUGCAAGGCCUCACAAACUAAGAAGAACAGCUUCCCUUCCCUGGAACAAUGAUUCAGAGGAACAGGUGGAGGAGGAGGAGGAGCAGCUCUUCUCCGAGCUGGAUGAAUUAUCCUGGCUGAAGCGCAGGAAAAAGCGAGCAAUGCCUCGCAGUGUGUUUGAGGAGAUGAAGUAUUUGGAAGUCAUGAUAGUCAGCGACCACAGUAUGUUUAAACGACACAAGAACAAGCAGCACACGAAGAAUUUUGCCAAGUCAGUAGUGAAUCUUGUGGAUGGUAUCUUCAAAGACCAGUUACAUACACGCGUGGUGCUUGUUGCUGUGGAGAUCUGGACGGACAAGGAUCACAUCCCCAUAAGUGUGAGGCCGCUGGAAAUGCUGCGAGAUUUCGCCAAGUACAGGCAGCAAAGCAUCAAGCACCCCGCCGAUUCCGUGCAGCUCCUCUCAAAUGUGACCUUCCACUACCGCAGAAGCAGCACCGCGUACUUUGGAGGCAUGUGUUCAGUGAGCCGUGGAGUCGGGGUCAAUGAGUACGGCACCACCUGGUCCAUGGUGGGGUCUCUAUCCCAGAGCCUGGCACAGAACCUGGGCAUCCAGUGGGACCCGGCAUCCAAGAGAAAGGAAUGUGGUUGUGCUAACCUGUGGGCUGGCUGCAUAAUGGAGGACACUGGAGUGCAACACCCACAGAGAUUCUCCAAAUGCAGCAUCACAGACUACAAGGAGUUCCUCUUGAAAGGUGGAGGCUCGUGUCUGUUUAACAGACCAACCAAGCUGUUUGAGGUGGCAGAUUGCGGGAACGGAUUUGUAGAAGUGGGAGAGGAGUGCGACUGUGGAACGAGAACGGAUUGCACCAGAGAAUGCUGUAAGAAGUGUUCCCUCGCCAACGGGGCCCACUGCAGUGAUGGGCCGUGCUGCAACACCACAUGUCUGUUCUACCCUCGAGGCUACAGUUGUCGCUAUGCUGUGAAUGACUGUGAUAUCUCAGAGACCUGCUCUGGAGACUCUGGACAGUGCCCUCCCAACCUUCAUAAGCAGGAUGGUUACCUCUGCCAGGUCAACCAGGGACGCUGCUACAACGGAGAGUGCAAGACCAGAGAGAACCAGUGCAAAUACAUCUGGGGCUCCAAGGCUGGAGGUUCGGAGAAGUUCUGCUACGAGAAGCUGAACACGGAGGGCACAGAGAAAGGCAACUGUGGGAAGGAUGGAGACAAAUGGGUCCAGUGUAGCAAACACGACGUGUUCUGUGGUUACCUUUUGUGUACCAACGUUGGCCGAGUCCCACGCAUCGGAAUGAUGAAGGGAGAAGUUAACCCCACCUCCUUCAAUCACCAAGGCAACGUGAUACAGUGCACUGGUGCCCAUGUCCUUUUGGAUGAUGACACUGAUUUAGGCUACGUGGAGGACGGGACCCCCUGUGGGCCGUCAAUGAUGUGCCUUGACCGCAAGUGUCUGCCCAUCCAGUCACUCAACAUGAGCACCUGCCCCAGCGGACCUAAUGGACAGGUGUGCUCUGCCCAUGGGGUGUGCAACAAUGAAGCCACAUGCACCUGUGACACCACCUGGGCGGGGACAGACUGUAGCAUGCCUGACCCGCCUAAAGAGCCUGAAGUCACUAAGGAUGAAGAACCCAAGGGUCCUAGUGCCACCAAUCUAAUAAUAGGCUCCAUCGCCGGAGCCAUCCUUGUGGCUGCCAUAGUGCUGGGGGGGACUGGAUGGGGCUUUAAAAAUGUGAAGAAACGGCGAUACGACCCCAACGCCACAGCCAUUUAACCCAAGGAGAGAUGGCAAUCACAGACGGACUCCUCCAAGGCUUCCUUAGUUGGCUACCUGACAGCUGGACUGCACUUAUUGCUGCUGAUCUUUGGCAUUAGAUUUACUUGAAAAAGACAUAGUGGACAUUUUAACAAAUUCCAUCGUAGUGACAUUAUAAAUGCAGCCUUCUCAACUCCACCUCACCCAUGUAACAACUGAACCCCCCCCGACCUCUUUCCCCGCCUCCCUCACUCCCACGCCCCUCCACCCUGAUCUCUAGAGUGACAGAGCUCCUCUUCCAUCCUUUAGUGCCAGUGCACAGGCGUUCAGGCGGAAUCCACACCACUCUCUCACCUGGCAUGAUUAUCCACACAAAGCGUGCUGCUUGCUGGCCUCCUGGCAUGAAGAGCCCUCUUUACAGGGCUCUGCAUGGCUACCAAAGCUAUGAAUAUACCGCAAAAAAACAAAAAAAAAACAAUAAAAAAAAAAAACAUACAAAGAGAAAAAAAAAUAUUCCAGUGCAGGAGAAAGCCUCGUUAAAAACCGAAACCCGGUGGAAGGCCUGUUUAAAGCUCCUGUAGUUCAUGUUUAGGUGCUGCAGAAGAUAAAGGAGGCUGCAUGUGAGGUCCCAUAAGGGCAGUGCAGACCACAUAGUGAAUGCACACACACAACUACAACUACUGUACAUAAAUAAGGAGUUCAGGUUUGGAAUUGACAGCAUAUUUUACAAGGACAUCAAUUGCUUUUGUUUUUUUAUCUCAGCAUGUUGUAUAGCGGGUGUUUUUGGCAAUGUUAUUGAAGAAGGAAAAAAGAAAAGAAGAAGACCGCGAUUAUGAUUUGGGCUGAAAAUUGAAGUCAAAAGUGGACAAAGCAACUGUGGUGUCGAGGAGAAGCGUGUCAGUUCUAGAGAGAUUCAGACUGUGAUCACGUUCGAUUAAACGUCACGAGAUUUUUUUCCCCCACCCCUCCCUCUGAAGUAUCCUCAACAGUGACUCAAAAGCCAAAGAACCAAUCACCUGAACAUAUGGAUGUUGUUGCACACAGAGCACUUUCCCCCCCUCUGUCUGCAGCCAGUGGUGCCUCUCGUACUGCUGAGGGCAUGAAGUCUGUCCGUGCAGGCGCUCACUUAACAGUCCUCAUCAACACCCACUAUACUUGGCUUAGCCUUUUUGCUCUCAUAAACUCUUAGUAGGAAUCAAGUUCAGCUCUACUGGUAACGCUGCAUGCAAUCACUAUAGUGGGCUUAUAAUUCUAUAUGGGAGUCCCCCAAAAUCCGCAAGAAAAAUAUGCUACAAAAGAUAGGUGCAUGUCAAACAACAACAACAAAAAAAAACAUUUAACUUUUAUUUACUAUGCAAAGAGAGAUAUUGCACAAAAGUAUGGGUAAUAGUGAUAUCAAUAUAGACAUGGAAUUACAAAAAAAAAAAAACAACAACCUGCUAAUCAGCUAAUCUUUUGUAUUUGGCCACUCCCACCUCUCCUUUCAUUUCGCUUCAACGUACUCAAACUGUGGAUGGACAAAUAAAUAAAAAAAAAGAAGAAGAAGUGAAUUAAUAUUUCCAGUGAAAAGCGAGAGAGCACCCUUUUACAUUUGUGGAACUGAAAAAAAAAAAAAAUCAUUUUUGUGUGUUUUUCAUCCGAUCUGAUAUUUUUAAUCACACACAAACGCACACACACACACAAACACACACACUGUAUGGUGCCUGUACAUAUUGAGGCCUGAACAGUUUCCUUGUGCAGGGCUAUCAUUUCCAGUCCAGCUGAUAGUUGGUGUGUUCCAGGUGCUGCCAUAGCACUGGCAUCGUUGUAAUCCUCCAUGUUACUCAUCGUCUGGUGUCCCUCUCUCACUGCAUCAUGUACAGUUGGACCGAUUAAUAAACUACUGACAAAUUUUA
Stegastes partitus (bicolor damselfish) is the source of this 4399-nucleotide messenger RNA. Its product is annotated as disintegrin and metalloproteinase domain-containing protein 23. The transcript is spliced from 26 exons. The coding region runs from base 168 to 2522 and encodes 784 amino acids. The record is from RefSeq and is a predicted model, not a curated record. Lineage: Eukaryota; Metazoa; Chordata; Actinopteri; Pomacentridae. Gene Ontology annotation, cellular component: presynaptic membrane. Gene Ontology annotation, molecular function: metalloendopeptidase activity. Gene Ontology annotation, biological process: proteolysis.